GUCUUGGGUUACAACAGCACUAAUAACAGGUAGCAUUGCACACAGGCAGCUGCUGGGAAGGCUCCGCCCUGCAAGUGAUGAUAAACAAGCUCCUGUGGAAUUGUGGGUAGACACUGGACUUGUAAACGAAAAUCUUCAUAAGUACCUCUUUGCUUAGUAUUUUGUUCAUCCUUUCCCCAGGGUGCACGUAACCCUCAAGCACUAGGACCGUGCGGAAUCCAGGCUACGAUGGCACCUUCAUUUACCGCCCGCAUUCAGUUGUUCCUCUUGCGGGCUCUAGGCUUUCUCAUAGGCUUAGUAGGCCGAGCAGCUUUAGCCUUAAGGGGCCCAAAGUUUGCCUCAAAGACCCCUCGGCCGGUGACUGAACCAUUGCUUCUGCUUUCGGGGAUGCAGCUGGCCAAGCUGAUCCGACAGAGAAAGGUGAAAUGUAUAGAUGUUGUUCAGGCUUAUAUCAACAGAAUCAAGGACGUGAACCCAAUGAUCAAUGGAAUUGUCAAGUACAGGUUUGAGGAAGCAAUAAAGGAGGCUCAUGCUGUAGAUCAAAAGCUUGCAGAGAAGCAGGAAGAUGAAGCCACCCUGGAAAAUAAAUGGCCCUUCCUUGGGGUUCCUUUGACAGUCAAGGAAGCUUUCCAGCUACAAGGAAUGCCCAAUUCUUCUGGACUCAUGAACCGCCGUAAUGCCAUUUCCAAAACAGAUGCCACUGUGGUGGCAUUACUGAAGGAAGCUGGUGCCAUUCCCCUUGGCAUAACCAACUGUAGUGAGUUGUGUAUGUGGUAUGAAUCCAGUAACAAGAUCUAUGGCCGAUCAAACAACCCAUAUGAUUUACAGCAUAUUGUAGGUGGAAGUUCUGGUGGUGAGGGCUGCACACUGGCAGCUGCCUGCUCAGUGAUUGGUGUGGGCUCUGAUAUUGGUGGUAGCAUUCGAAUGCCUGCUUUCUUCAAUGGUAUAUUUGGACACAAGCCUUCUCCAGGUGUGGUUCCCAACAAAGGUCAGUUUCCCAUGGCUAUGGGGGGCCAGGAAUUGUUUCAGUGCACUGGUCCAAUGUGCCGCUAUGCUGAAGACCUGGCCCCCAUGUUGAAGGUCAUGGCAGGACCUGGGAUCAAAAGGUUAAAACUAGACACAAAGGUACAUUUAAAAGACUUAAAAUUUUACUGGAUGGAACAUGAUGGAGGCUCAUUUUUAAUGUCCAAAGUGGACCAAGAUCUCAUUUUGGCUCAGAAAAAGGAGGAAGUGGAGGAACAUGAGAAUGAGUGAUGUGUGUAUCUGAGGAGGGAGGAGAUAAAUAGAGAAAGACAUUGUUACAUCAUUGGAGGUGGGGUAAGUAUGUGUGCCACCUCCACCAUUCCCAAGCUAUUGUCAGAAAGAUACCAUGUUUUAGGACAGGAUGGCUAUAUUUUAUAGCAACUAAAAUCAAAUUAGCAAUUUUUUAUUAUGGAAAUUGAGAAAAUAUGUUAAGCUUCUCCCAU
Molecule: messenger RNA, 1466 nt
Organism: Piliocolobus tephrosceles (Ugandan red Colobus)
Lineage: Eukaryota; Metazoa; Chordata; Mammalia; Primates; Cercopithecidae
Gene: FAAH2
Product: fatty acid amide hydrolase 2
Exons: 8
Coding region: 229-1254 (341 amino acids)
Cellular component (GO): endomembrane system
Source: RefSeq, a predicted model, not a curated record